GCUGCGAAGGCGUUUUCGUCUUCCUCUCGCGACGAUGUGCGAGCAGCCAGCGGCGACGUCCUAUAGAGGGGGCCCGCCGCCGACGCAUUGGCCAUCUGCUGGCCCUGCCUUCCCCUGCGCGUCCCCAUCCCAUCCUCCUGCGUCCGGGAGGCGCGACACGGAGCUGCACUUCCUCGAGGCCUGCUUCUACCGCCGGCCGGAUCGGAGCGGGGACGCCUCCUACCCUACCACUGCCGCGAGUGCGACGAGAGGCGUGGCGGCGGCUGCGGCGGCCUGUGACAUCCGCUGCUGCUCCAGGGGCGCCACGUUCGUGCUCAAGGAGGUGGACAUGGCCAUCGUCGCCGACCUCGCCGUGCUGCAGCGCCUGCCGGCUGCCGUGGAUUGUCGGCUACGGGAACGCCGCAGACCUCGCGCUCACGGGGCGAAAGAAAUCACCGCCAUGGAGGCCAAGGAGAUGGGCCUCGUCAGCAGGGUCUUCGAUUCCAAGAAAGACUUGGAUGCCGGUAUUGCAAAGAUCGCCAAAGAGAUAGCUGAGAAGUCGGCAUGGGCAGUGAUGGGAGCCAAGGCUGUUUUGCUGAGAAGCAGGGAUGUGACCGUAGAAUAAGGCCUGGAGCAUGUAGCCACAUGGAAUGCGGCGAUGCUGAGAUCUAACGAUCUAAAAGAGGCCAUCAGAGCCUUCCUGGAGAAGCGGAAGCCUGUGUUCUCCAAGCUGUAAUAAUCAGAUACGAUACCCCUAUGUGUCAGGAAGCGAAAAGAUAAUAAAGUGAGUUAUUAGAAGCAGUCGUGAAGUACCAUCUGUGGUUACAAUAGGCGAAACAUCCAUUCUUGUUGGGGAGCAAAGUAGGAUUGAAGUUAAUUCAGUUGAUUAUGUCAGAUGAUCCCAGGGUGUUCCUGCUUUGUUGCCUGUUCCAGCUUGUACGCAGAGUCAUUUCUUCUGCCAUCAUAUACGACAGUGGAUAUCCAAAUUCGCUCAA
Molecule: messenger RNA, 974 nt
Organism: Panicum virgatum (switchgrass)
Lineage: Eukaryota; Viridiplantae; Streptophyta; Magnoliopsida; Poales; Poaceae
Product: delta(3,5)-Delta(2,4)-dienoyl-CoA isomerase, peroxisomal-like
Exons: 2
Coding region: 35-604 (189 amino acids)
Cellular component (GO): peroxisome
Molecular function (GO): delta(3,5)-delta(2,4)-dienoyl-CoA isomerase activity
Source: RefSeq, a predicted model, not a curated record